AUGUGGGAGAGUCUCGUCUUCUCCGGCUCUCUCAUUGUCACCGCGCUGGUGGUAGUGAGUUGCGGGUUGCUCUACUUCUUUGUGGGACUCGCCCAGCUCACGUCCACGCUGGGUGAGUUAUUCAAACCUAGCCCCGAUCAACCGCCGAACGGGCUACAGCAGCUCCUCGACGCCGUGAGCCACAUGCUUCUCACUGGCGAGGUGCUGAUGCACUUGAACCAGUCCGCGUUCGCCGCUGCAGCCGUCCUAUUUUCGUUGGUGGUCCUGCUGAUCUUUGUAGAGGAGGCGCUGCUGCGGGUGAAGGAGAAGGUGCGUCAGUGGGGUCGGCUGCCGAGUCCGCAGGUGCUGCAUUACUACAACCAGAAUGGCUACGACACGGCACUAGCGCAGUCCGGACGCGGACUCUCUCUCAAGAAAGCUAUGUAA
Messenger RNA from Leishmania mexicana MHOM/GT/2001/U1103, 426 nucleotides. RefSeq lists its product as hypothetical. Bases 1 to 426 code for a protein of 141 amino acids. NCBI's taxonomy places the organism in Eukaryota, Euglenozoa, Kinetoplastea, Trypanosomatida, Trypanosomatidae. The record is from RefSeq and is a predicted model, not a curated record. The transcript has a single exon.